AUGACAUUUAUGACAACAGCCAUGGGUAUCUAUAAUAUUACUGAAAAAAGUAUUAUUUCUCAAACGAAUCUAACAUUAUAUCGAGCUGAUUAUUUUCAAACAUGUUGGCGUUAUUUGAAUUCAUCUGAAUCAAUAUCAUGUUCUUAUUUAUUGAAUCAUGCUGUAUCAUAUUCGAAUUCAUCCUAUUUUUGUGUUUAUCAUACAAUUCGUCAAACAAUUGAAUGUUAUAAUUCUUCUUAUAUAUUUCCAAAAUCUAUUGUUUCAAAUAUUUAUCUUUAUUUAACAAUAUUAAUUUUUAUUAUUGGUCUAAUUGGUAAUGGUAUAUCAAUAAUUGUUUUACUUUCUACAAAACUUCGUUACUUAAGUGUUUAUAAAAAUUUAAGUAUUCUUUGUUUUUUAAAUAUAUUAUAUUUAAUAUCCAUAUUAAUUCGUUAUAAGAAUAAUUAUCAGCAAGAUUUAAGAGAUAUAUCAAUAGAUUUCUGUCGUUUACAUACAUUUACAGUAGCUUUUAUUGGUCAUUUAUGUUCUUGGCAACUUGUUUCAACUAGUAUACAACGUGUUUAUGCAUUACUUAGUUUACAAUCACAUCAAACAACAUCAUGGAUAAGAAUUUGGAGUAUUUUUUUAAUUUGCAUCGUAUUUCCACUAUUUACAUUUGAUGCUCAACUUCUUUUUAAUUAUGGAUUUUUAAAAAAUACUCAUACGUGUAAUGAACCUUCUAAUUAUGAAAUAAAACAAUUUCGACGUGCAUUACAAUAUCCAAUUUAUAGUUCGAAAAAUAUUUCGUUACAUUAUUAUACAAAUUGGAUUCCAAGUCAAUCUGAAACAAUUAAUAAAGGAAAUAUUUGUAUACUUUGGAAUACUUUAGAUACAUUUAUUUAUGCAAUUAUUCCAUUUAUAAUAACAUUAAUAUGUAAUUUAAUUAUUAUAAUUAAAGUAUGUCAAAGACGUCGUUCAACAGUUAUUUUGGGUGGAAUAUGUCAUACAAAUCGUGUUGUUAUCUCAUAUCAAGAUCAUUUAUCAACUCUAUUAAUUACAAUAAACCUUUUAUUUUUAUUUAUGAUUGGCCCAUUAAAUAUUUGUCUUAUAAUUCAAUCAAUAUUUGAAUGUUUUUUCUUUAAAUCAAUACCAAUAGAUAAUUCAAGUUUCUUCUUUGAAUUUUCACGUUUAUUACAAAAUUCUUAUCAUGCAUUAUCAUUUAUAUUUUAUUGUGUUAUUGGAAAUAAAUUUCGAGAAUCAGCUAAAUCAAUAUGUCGAACAAUUUAUUAUAAAUUAUUUGAAUUUAGUAUUUUUAAUCGAUGUAUACAAAUACCAAUGAUAUCAUAUUGUUUCACUCGAAGGCGUUCAUCAAGUAGUGGACAUACAGUAUCAUCUAAUAGUAGAUUUAGUGAUACUAAACGAACACAAUUGGGACAAAGAAAAAGUAGUUUUAUACCAUUAAAUACUGUUAGACGACCUACUUAUGUUACUUUUGAUAUUAAUCAAAAAACUUUAAUACAUUGUACUACAGCAUUUUGA
Adineta steineri is the source of this 1518-nucleotide messenger RNA. The record is from the annotation of a GenBank genome assembly. Lineage: Eukaryota; Metazoa; Rotifera; Eurotatoria; Adinetida; Adinetidae.